AUGGUCGCCUUCACCAAUCCGUUCUUUUCCUUGUUCAUUGCUACUCUACUUGCGACGUACGUUGAGGCUGCGCCGUGGCCGGUCUACUCGCGACAUGCCACCCAUCGUGUCCGGACCAUUGGGAAGCGUGCACUCCAAGUCGAGAGCUAUCAUCCGAAGUCGACUUUCAAGUCCUUCGGUGCCGACGGACCUACUGUCUCCACAGGGAACUCCUUGGUUGGAAGCUCCUUGAACUCGAACGCGAUCUCCUUCGUCUCCUCACUCGGCGUCGAUGCCAAAGAUGUUACCUGGACCUCCGGAUACAAUGCUGGGACUGCACAGUUUGCCUACGUCAAGCAAAGCAUUAACGGCAUCCCUCUCGCAAAUGCUGUGGCAAACGUCGCGUUCGAUGGAAAUAAGGUCGUGUCUUAUGGCUCCUCUUUCGUCGACACCAAGGCCGCAAAUAUCGCCGCGGCUGAACCUACCGUGAGCUGGCGAUCUGUCCUGCCCGAGGUUGAAGAGGCUCUCGAAGGCCGAUAUAACGACCACAACGCCACCUUGGAAUACCUGGCCCGAUCUGAUGGAUCAGUGGCACUCACACACGUUGUUCAAAUCCAAAAUACCACUACCAACGCUUGGUACGAGGCAUACAUCGACGCCCACUCUGGUGAAUUGAUCUCGGUCACCGACUUCGUCGCUGAUGCCUCCUACCGUGUCCUUCCAAUCACGAAACAAUCAUUCCCUGCUGGGACCGAGACGCUUGUGGAUCCUCAAGAUGUCACUGCAUCCCCUGAAGGAUGGCAUAGUGUUGGACGGGGGGAGUCGACGACGACGAGUGGAAACAACGUUCUGAGCUUCAAGGGACAACAAGUCACCGCUCAGUCUGCCCCAGGCCUUGUCUUCUCAGCGGCAUAUGAUGACACGAGAGAUCCAACGAACGCCGUCAACCUCAACGCUGCUAGGACCAACGCCUUUUACGUUCUUAACGUUAUGCACGACUUCUCGUUCCGUUAUGGGUUCACCGAGCAAGCGUUCAACUUCCAGCUCUCCAACUUGGGCAACGGUGGCCGCGCGAAUGAUCGUGUCCUUGUUUCCGUUCAGGAUGCUUCUGGAGUCAACAAUGCUAACUUCGCCACUCCUCCUGACGGUCAAUCUGGAAUCUGCCGCAUGUUCAUCUGGGAUAUUACCAACCCUAACCGGGAUGGCACGAUGCAAAACGACAUCAUCAUUCACGAGAUGACGCAUGGUAUCACGAACCGCCUGACAGGUGGAGGAACUGGCCGAUGCCUGCAGACUUUGGAAUCAGGUGGACUGGGCGAGGGUUGGGGCGAUGCGAUGGCCAACUGGUUCCAUCAGACGUCUGCUCAGACGAGGGACUACGUUAUCGGCGAAUACGUGUUCAACAACCGGCGUGGAAUCCGCUCUGCGCCAUACUCUGUGAACAGGGCCACCAACGCCUUGAGCUACGGAAGUCUUCGUCAGCUCAAUGAAGUUCAUUCCAUCGGCGAGGUCUGGGCCAACAUGCUGCACAACGUCUACGCUGCUCUUGUCGACGAGCUCGGUUUCUCUGCUGAUAAGCUCACGAACCCCGACGGCCGCGAGGGCAACAUUGUGUUUAUGCGUCUUUUUAUGGACGCGCUCUCGAUCCAACCCUGCAACCCAACAUUUGUCGAAGCCCGUGACGCUUGGCUGACUGCUGAUCAGAGGCGUUUUAACGGCGCCAACAGGUGCACAGUCCUCAGGGCCUUCGCUAGCCGUGGCCUUGGACUGAACGCUGGAGCUGAUUUCCGUGACGAUAACAACGUUGGCAACUGCUAG
Cyclocybe aegerita is the source of this 1797-nucleotide messenger RNA. The record is from the annotation of a GenBank genome assembly. Lineage: Eukaryota; Fungi; Basidiomycota; Agaricomycetes; Agaricales; Hemipholiotaceae.